AAAUUAGAUGUGAACAUGGUAUAUUUAAGUGAAGACAGAGCAGGAUCGUCAUUAGACGCAGACAGAGCUCAAAAUAUGGAAACAUCAAUGGCCGCCCCGACGGCGCUCCUUGUGUUGCUGGCUACCGUCCUGGUAGUGUCUGUUCAGGGUAACAUAACCGUGACACCUGACCCAGCAGUAGUGGACGAGACCGCCGGCAGCAUCAUUCUCAACGUCACCAACACUAUGUUGCCAACAGCGGGCCUUUGGGGCUUCACUUACGAGACAGCUGAUGACACAGCAGAUGGAUCCGACUAUACAGCUAUUUCUGCAACGUCACAGAUGAUUCAAUUUUCACAAGACACCUUUCAAAUUACGAUCAUGAUAGUGAAUGACACGGAUCUCGACCCCGGAGAGACGUUCUUGGUGAAGCUAACAAGUUUCAUCCGGGGUGAACCUGACAUCAACGUGACAGUCAGCAUCACCGACGAUGAACGUCCUCCCGUACAGCUGAAACAGCCUGCCGACAUUGCGAUCAAGGAGAGCGCCACCAACAACAUUACUCUGACACUUGAGCGGAACGACACCAGCACCCACCCCUUCACAUUCCAGCUGCACAUCGUGGCGGGCACUGCGGUUGCCGGAACGGACUUUGCACAUUUCGGACUGUGGAUAACUAUCACAUUCGCUGAAAACGUAACAAGACUGACACGAGAACUGGCCUCCGUCAUCAAUGACUUGGUGGAGGAACCUUCAGAAGUGUUUACUGUUUUCAUCACCGGCGACGAAAUCACCAACAACAUCACUGUUACCGUCACCAUCAACGACAACGACGCUCCGGAUCCCUUCCACUGUGGUCGUGGUAAGAGUCAACCCUGUCUCAACAACGGUACCUGCAUAAACGAAGGCUGUCUGGGGACCACUGGGUACUGCAACUGUUCACCUGAAUUUACGGGGGUCAACUGUGGAAUUGAAAGGUCAACGAUAACAACAAACUGCAGUCAAGCUUGUGCGAAUGGAACAUGUGUGGAUGGAACAUGCAUCUGUGAUCCAGGUUUUGCGGGGGAUAUUUGCGACAAAGCCGCGUAUUUUCACCAGUGUAAUCCUACCAACUUCAGCGUCUGUAUCACGCCUUUCUCGCUCGACACAUUUUGCGGGGACGUGUUUGUACUCCGCUUCCAGAAUGUCUUCGAGUGCAACCUGACACUGGCCCCUACCCAGGCUGAUCCAAGCGACGGCAUCGUGGACUGGUGCAAGGGCUAUGGUGCCGCCAUCCCCUACAACGGCACGUGUGGUGAACUGGGACCGUCCUUUAGUGGCAACGUGACGUCCUAUGAACUAGAGUUGUAUGUACAAUACACCAGGGAUCUCAGACAGUGCACUGACGAGAAGGUCACCUUUACCUGCCAGUUCAACAACAACUCCCUCGAAGUCACCCACAACAUCGCCGUUGAAGGCCAGUCGAGCAGCAGCGAUGAAACGUCUUUUCAGCGCGGAACGGGUCAACUUGUCCCGGCCAAUAUGGACGCCACAGCUAGAGAUGGAAGUCCGCUCCCAUCCCUGCUGACUUUAGGAACCGAUGUCAAGAUAUCCCUGUCCGUUCAAAAUAUACCGGGACAUGAAGGCAUCAUCAUCUUCUCCAUCACCGUCCACAACAACAGACCGGGCACGGACAAGAGAUCCCUGACUCUGUAUAAUGAAGGGUGCGCCCCUCAAGUCUACAGAGGCAUUCUGAUCGUGCCCCCAUACUUCUCCCCUGCCGGACAGAAACACACGGUCUGCUUCGUCUUCAGGCUGUUUGUGUUUGAACAUGAUCUGAGUCUAUCCAACCCUGUCCUGGCCCUCAAAGUCCGAUUUAGGAUCUUCAGCAGUGCGACUUCAGCUGUGAUGCCGACGUGUAGUGGCCGCAGAAAACGACAAGCUGUGGAAGGAGAUCUCACCAUGUCAAGAACUUUCAAAAUCACUAUUGAAGAAAAUGGAGUCCAAACAGUGGUGAAAGAAAAUGUGGAAACCAGUGGUUCCAAAACGUGGAUGGUUCCAGCCGUAGUUGGAAUCGGAUCCGUCGCCAUCGCUGUUGCCGUCAUCGCCAUCUUCAUGGGCGUCAUCAUCACCAGACGAAGGCGAAAGUCGAAUAUGAAAGAAACUGACCACACAUCUUAUUACAAAAAUUAAAACAGUUUACUCCAAUACUUCAAGAAGUAAACUCAACCUUGGAAGUAUUCGGGUUGUCUGUUAGAACUGGAAAACAUACAAUUUAAUGUUCUGGUUAGAUUUCUAAAAGACACUCUCGGUAAACUCUCCCCUGCCCAACUCAACCGUGGAAGUAUUCGGGUUGUCUGUUAGAACUGGAAAACAUACAAUUUAAUGUUCUGGUUAGAUUUCUAAAGGACACUCUCGGUCAACUCUCCCCUGCUCAACUCAACAGUGGAAGUAUUCGGGUUGUCUGUUAGAACUGGAAAACACAAUUUAAUGUUCUUGUUAGAUUUCUAAAAGACUCUCUCGGUCAACUCUCCCCUGCUCAACUCAACAGUGGAAGAAUUGCGUGUUAGAAAUGGGAAACUUUUGUAAUCUUUGUCAUGAUGUUGGGCUGUGUAGUGGCCAACCCAUUUCACUAUCUGUAUAGGAAGAAUCGGGGGGGAAAUGCAUCACCUUGCAUAUUAUCCUUUGCACAUUUCAUCAAAACACGAAUUAAAGAUCCCAUAUUCAUUAUGCAUUUCAAUUAUCACAGUGUUUAGACCAGAUUUUAAGGCCUACAUGGGAUUAAGAUAACGUCGUCUGUUGGAAUGCAGUGUUGUAUUUGGCCAGAUGAAUAAUGUGAUAGUUUUGGUUUAAUGGCAACACCUUUUUCGAAAAAUGAUAAAAUUUCGUUUACUUGUUGAUUAUGAAUGAACAGAGGUUGUUUUUGCUGUAUGUUUGUUUGUUUUUUGGGUUGUUUUUUUUUGUUUUUGAGGGGGUUGACUGAGCACAGUGUUUAUAUAAUUUUCGGAACCGUUUGGGCACGGUGAAUAAUUCACAUUAUUACUACUACUUAUGUUCAAAUAAUCCCUUGGAGUAUCUGGAUUCUGACGUAUUUGGGAUCCUAUUACGGCCAAUACUAUCAUUGACUUUUGAAACAGAGAAGCAGGUAUACGAUGUGUUAAAAAUUAAUUGAAUAAAUGUUUUGUUUUCAUUCUUUGAAAUAUCAAAAAAUCGGAAUUUUAUUAGGCACGAUGGGUUAGAUAUAAAAGUUGUAAAAUGUAAAGAAAGCUGCAAUACACAAUUUGGGAACUAUGAAGCCUCCGUGUGAUACUAAUAUUGUGAGGGUUGUCGACACAUCGUUCUGCGCGUGAAACAUACACAAGGUGUAUAUAUAUAAGUUUAGGAAGGUGUACUUAUUUAAGUCAUAUACAUUGUUAUUAUGCAUUCACAUGUAGCACAUUUGGCCAUAUUUCUAAUGGUAACACAUCGGGGUUUUUCAAUGUAUAUCGGUGGCACAAAUAUGUGUAUCUUUGUGGGGUUUGAUUCAUGGGUUCAUAUUGGUUACAUACACAUGAUGGGUGUGUUGGUGUAUUUGGAAUAUAGGGAUUUUGUAUUGUGGGUUACUAACUGUGGUUGAUAGAAAUAUGUAUUAAAACAUGUGUGGGUUGCUAAUAGUGGUUGGCAUAAAGGUAUAUAUUGUUUGUUUGUUGUCCAACGCCGGAUUCAACAAAAUUCCAGCUAUAUGACGGCGGUCUGUAAAUAUUUGAGUCUGGACCAGACGAUCCAGUGAUUGACAUCAUGAGCAUCGAUCCACGCAAUUGAGAUCGAUGACCUGCAUCAACCAAGUCAGCGAGCCUAAUCAUCCGAUCCCCUUAGUCGCAUCUUACGACAAGCAUAGUCGCUUUUUACGGCAAGCAUGAGGUUUAUAUUGGUAGUGGUGCAUGUACUGGAUGGUGAUAUUGAUAUAAAAUAUAAUAAUGGGAUCUACGUAAGGUAUUUUAUGUUCACACAUUGUCAGAUAAUGGUGUUUUUGUCAUGUCAAAGACGAUAAUGAAAAUGAGCAAAUGCUUUUUUAUAUAUUGUAUUGCGUAUUUGGUGUUGAAAAUUAAUUAUUGAAAGGUUAUGUUACGACAUAUCAUU
Messenger RNA from Haliotis rufescens (red abalone), 4077 nucleotides. RefSeq lists its product as uncharacterized. The record is from RefSeq and is a predicted model, not a curated record. Lineage: Eukaryota; Metazoa; Mollusca; Gastropoda; Lepetellida; Haliotidae. Gene Ontology annotation, molecular function: Notch binding. The transcript has 16 exons. Gene Ontology annotation, biological process: cell communication. Gene Ontology annotation, cellular component: membrane. Bases 16 to 2151 code for a protein of 711 amino acids.